CUGGUGCACAAGUGGUCAUUAGUAGGAUACUGUCAAAUUUGAAUGUUGAACUUCAGUAGUUUGAAGUAACUUCGUGAUGAACUGCUUACUGAGUUGUUUAAGUCGCUUUCUAUGAAAUGGGCAAUUCAGUCAGUGCAUCAAUUCAAGUGGUGUACACAUUAAUGUAUUAAUCAUCGUGACAUACGAAGUCACAAGUAAGACGACACACCUCCUUUUUCCACAAUGAAGAUAAACGAGAAGAAUUUGGCCGCAUUCGCUUCCUCUGCAACACCUGUGGAUAGGGAAGGCUGGCUUGUGAAAAGGGGUGAAGUAAACAAAGGUUACCAAAAACGCUGGUUCGUUCUUAAAGGAAAUUUAUUGUUCUACUUCGAAAAACGCGGUGAUAAAGAUCCAGUUGGCGUGAUUAUUUUGGAGGGCUGUACCAUAGAGUUGGCUGAAGAUGAAGAUCAGUUUGGUUUCAAAAUUGUGUUCCAUGGUCCUGGAAAUCGUAGUUAUGUUCUUGGCGCAGAGUCUCAAGAGAGCAUGGAGCAGUGGAUGAAAGCACUGGCUUGUGCAAGCUAUGAUUACAUGAAACUCAUGGUUGCAGAAUUACAAAGGCAACUGGAUGAAAUGGAAGAGUGUGAAGUCUUAAGUAAAAAUGCAAGUAAGAAAACUAUACCUGAGAGCCGUGAACACAAGCCAUCGGAUUCUCCUUUACCACCACCACGACAGCGACACAAUCCCUUCAACAGAAUACAACCAGCUACAAGUUUGGAUGGCCAGAACGGCUCUGGUUUUCCGCACCAUUUCCGUUCUCAUAGUAUCCGGUCAGCACCAGGCAGAUCUGAUGGUACCUACAGAUCCUAUGAGAAUGUUCCCCGAACUAAAGUGACUUUCAGAGAUUUACAUACCGCUUAUGGUCGCAGAGUUCUGACUGAUUUCAAUGCAUGGCGACACUCAAAGAGAUUAGAGCAGGAGAAGAAACAGGUGGCAGAGUCAUCACAAGACUUACUCAUUACACUGUAAGUCAUUCAUAAACCACAAAAUCACUGUGGAGAUAUUAAUCAUAUUGUUGAUAUUGCUAUAAUAAUAGAUAUUCUGUGCUUAUUACAUUCAAAAUGCAUUGCUGCAGUACGUGGUGUGUAAUUUAUCUUAUUUAUUAUUAAGGUCUCGAAAACUUGAGCAGUAAAUAAACAUAAACAAGUCAUACUUAUCAGUUGAUGAAUUAGGACCAAGUGAACAGAUUAAAAAAAUAUAUCUUCUGUUAAAGACAAUGAACAUUUGGUAACUAAAAACUGAGUUUGAAGUGAAAAAAUCCAUCAUUCACGGGAUGAAAAUAGUAUCACUUGAUUCUUUGUCUUCAGAAGCUAAUGUUAUUUUGCAUGUCUCAUGACCACAAGAGUAUUAUACCUCUCUAGGAGUAUAUUAUUUUCCCUUCAUUACUGCUGUAUUAUUUACUGACUAAUUUAGAAAUGUAGGGGCAAAAGAUGUAUAAUUGAUGAGUAAUGUCUAUUUUGAUUCUUGUAGCAUUUAUAAUGUGCACAUGUGUAACACUGUUAUUGUACAACAUCUCAGUGACCUGAUUAUUUAACAUGUAUUUUCUUCAUAUUAUUUAUAAGGCUAUGUAAGGUAUAGUUGAUUAUUAUAGAGAAGCAUUAAAUACAUAUAUUUUCUUAGUGGUUUUGAUGUACAGUGGCAAUGACUGUUAUGCAAGCUAUCUUAUAAAAGUCUUCCAAUAGAAAUUGCCUCUUGUUAUUGUACAUAAAAGUAAACAUCCUGUGUUUUGUUUCUGUAAUAUUUAUGCUGUGUAGAAUUAUUAUUACAUUAUACAAUCUGUAACUGAAAGGACAUAACGUAAAAUAAACUCAUUGAUAGAAUGUCCUUAUAUUUAUCAUGCAUCACACUACACUUUUAAUGCACAGUGGAACGUUGCUUAGACAACCAUAAGAGAAAGAAAAUUGCCCUAGAAAUGAAACGUAAAAUCAUUGAAAAACAUAAAUGCAGUGUGAGUGUUAGGAUUUAGCACGCACAUACAAUUGAUCUACAUCAACUAUUUGUAUUAUCCUCAAGAAAAAGGAAAAGAUUAAGGAGAUAGAUGCUUCAAAGAGAGUGAUGAGAGUAUCUAACAAUGGUUUCGUAUUCUGGACAGUGUCGAAAGGCUGUCUUUAUAUCGAUGCGUGAAAAGCAAUUGCAAGGCUACACUAUUAACAAGAAUGUCAUUUGUGAUAAGGUGAGAAUGUUUUUUGCCAACCUCAUUAAGAUGAUGCCACAAUCGUCAGCAGCCAAAGGAGUGUUUACAUGAAGCCAUGGGUGGUUCGAGAAGUUUAAGAGAACACCUGGCAUCCACAGCGUUAUGAGGCAAGGCAAAGCAGCCAGCUCUGAUGCAAAGGCAGCAGAGAACUUCAGCAGCAGCUUCAAGAUGCUCAUAGAUCUGCCACAAAAGGUUUUUAAUCGUUACGAGAUGGGUCUGUUCUAGAAAAAGAUGCUGAAGUGUACCUUUAUAACAGUAGAGGAGAAUGCAUUGCCCAGUCACAAGCCAAUGAAAGACUGUCUCAUGCUGCUAUUUUGUGCCAAUGCAAGUGGCUAUUUGAAAAUUACUCCACUAGUCUUCAAGAAGUCAAGUCCAGAAGAGCAUAUUAAAUGUGAUGUGGAGGUCCAACACCAAGGCUUGAGUGACACGUGAUCUUGUUUGUUAUGAAACGUUUGGUCCUUCGGUGAAAGAAUAUGAUGGAUCUGCCAUUCCAUGUCUCGCUUGUCACUGACAAUGCUCCUGCUCAUUCUCCAGGCCUACAAAACCAGCUCCUUGAAUAAAUUCAAUUUGUCAAAUCCAAUUUCUGCCUCCCAACAUCACUCCAUUACUCCAGCAUGUGGGCCAGCAGAUUAUUUCUAACUUUAAGAAACUCUACACUAAAGCACUCUUUGAGCAUUGCUUUGAGUUGACUGAAGCUACCAAUCUGACUCUCAGUUAAUUUUGGAAAUAUCGCUUCAACAUCAUUGCCUGCAUCAAGAUGACUGAAGAGGUGUGUAAGGGGUUGCCAGGAGGAAUCCCUAUUCUGCUUGGAAGAAGCUUUGGCUGGAGUGCAUUGUCAAAUGUAACUCCGAAGAAUUUGAGUCAGCACCUGUGGAGCCUGUAGUCAAUGAGAUUGUGCCUUUGGCCAAGAGCAUGGGAUUAGAAGUGGAUAACAACAAUAUUGAUGAGCUCGUGGAACAUUACAGAUAAGAAAUGACCACUGAAGAGCGUAUGGAGUUGCAAUGUGUUUCACAGCAGGAAGUUGGGGAGAGCAGUUCAGAGGAGGAGGAUGAGGAAGAGGAAGAGGCAGUACAGUAGAGCAGCAAUCUUCUGGUGCACCAAGAGAAAUACUGAAAGCAUGGGAAUCGGUUGCAUUGUACAUUGAAAAACAUCACCACAAUAAAUCAGUAGCUAUUUGCGCUACAAAUUUGACGAUAAUGCUGUGUCGCAUUUUCACCAAGUGUUGAAGCAUUUGCAGAAACAAAUGACUGUAGCCAACUUCCUUGUAAAAAAGAAAUAGUUAUGUUUUGUGAAUAAUAAAGUACAUUGAACUGUAUGUAUAAUUUUCUUUGAAUAAAUGGCAUGAGUAAGAUAAAA
This is a messenger RNA of Schistocerca piceifrons (Central American locust), 3586 nucleotides long. RefSeq names its product sesquipedalian-1-like. The record is from RefSeq and is a predicted model, not a curated record. Lineage: Eukaryota; Metazoa; Arthropoda; Insecta; Orthoptera; Acrididae. The transcript is spliced from 3 exons. Gene Ontology annotation, cellular component: trans-Golgi network; recycling endosome; early endosome. Gene Ontology annotation, biological process: endosome organization; retrograde transport, endosome to Golgi; receptor recycling. The coding region runs from base 223 to 1005 and encodes 260 amino acids.